This is a messenger RNA of Procambarus clarkii (red swamp crayfish), 7202 nucleotides long. RefSeq lists its product as uncharacterized. The record is from RefSeq and is a predicted model, not a curated record. NCBI's taxonomy places the organism in Eukaryota, Metazoa, Arthropoda, Malacostraca, Decapoda, Cambaridae.
GGGGAGGAGUGCGCGUUCAUGCCGUCGUCCUCACCUAGUGAAAUUGUUGAUAUAGCAGCGAGGUGCAAUAAAUACACCAAAAAUACAUCCCCUUCUUACAGGUGUAUAUUCAUGGACGUCUAGACUUCUACUAUGUCUAUCAACGCUAACUGUAACAAUAGAUUUUAUUAGUAUUGGAGAAAGUGCAGGGAUAUUAACAGUGCAGUUGUGAGAGACUUGUUUAGUGCUUCAACAUGCGGCGAUUGUGGUCCGGAUCGCUGCUGCUGUUGUGGUUGGCGUGGUGUUCUCCAGCUCCCGCAUCGUCACAGACAGCGGAUGCUCGCUCGGUGAGCACCGGGACCCUGAACGCCUUCGUGAGGGCCCUGCAGCUCUCCGAGGUGCAGACAGAGGGUCCCGCCCCUACCAAGCCCCCCACCAGGUUCAGGUUCCAGACCCCGCGACCCAGCAGCAGCAAGUCCUCCUCCCGCAUCACUUACAUACCUCAGGACCGUGUGGAGCGCGUCCGACGGCCACUGUUGCCCUUCCCAGGGGCUGCUAUCACUCUUCCAGCUACUAGCACCACGACACCUAAAACAAAGAUCAGCCCUGCCUUUAAUGUUAAAUACACCACACCUACACCAAGGACUGCUGUUGAUAACACAUUUUCCGAUGAUGCCACAGAUGAUGAUUAUUAUUACUAUGAUGAUUUAUAUUAUGAUUAUCAAGAUUCAAAUGGCACUGAAGAAGGUACUGUUGGUGAUCUGGGGCCACUUGACCCACCUUCUCCAUCAAGAAUUUCUGGCACUCAGCCAGUAUACCAUAGUUCACAGUCCACCACUGCAAAACCAUUUAGGUUUUCUUCAAUAUCAGAUACUGAUACAAACCCCACCCGACGACCGUUUGUUCCAGAAAGCCAAAAUCGACCUGAUAAUGGAAAUGGUUCUGGUGGUCGAUACUCAUCCUUGUCUGAACUCAUUGCUAAACUAAAGGUUGAAGCUCAGGGUGACCCUGCUCCACCCAUUACAAACAGCCUCUCCAACACUAGCAACAACAAUCGUGAUGCUCGUAUUUUGACAGACAAUUUUAAACCUACAUCCAUUACUACAGCCAAUCCAGAACCCAGGAGAAAUAUUGAAGUCCGUAUUACAAACUCAACUGAGAGUUCAGUUGUGGUAGCCUCUGUACAAACCUCUCACAGUGUGAGUGUUGGUGAAAACUUCCAUCCUACUACUAAUCAGCCACCUGUGUCUUCCUCUACUUAUUUCUCCUUCAUUAUAACAACUACCCCACCUCCAGAAACUACUGAGCAGGUUCCAGAAACAACCACUCGUCGAUCUCUUUCUGAUAUAUACGAGACUGUUGAUGUAGCUCCAGCAAUCAUUGCAGGCCCAUCAACGGCACCAUCAGUUGCAAGACCACCUAAACGAUUGGAUGAUUUUUUGACCAAUCAAAACAGUGAUAUAAGUGAUGCAGAAAAGAAUUUUGAUGUGCUAGAAAGACCACUAGUAGCAACUCAUACAGACGAAACAAGGCCUCGUAUUGAGACUCUUUUUGAUAUUGAAAUUAAUACUAAAAAUCAAACUGUAACGGCAACUGAUGCAAAAUUAGACACACUGUUUGAUCUCAGCCGAGUAGAGGAUAUAGCAUCCUUUUUGCCACCAGGGUAUAAAACAGAGGAGGAUCUUGUCAAGGAUACAAGCACUAUUUCUACUUCUACCCAUUCAGUAAUUACGCCAUCACCUAGUUCAGUAGGACACAAUUUGGAAGAUUUCUUUGAAUUAUCUCUAGUUAAAAAUACUUCAGCAUUCCUUCCUUCAGAGUACAAUCCUGCAGAAAAGGAGCCAGUUUCUACCACAGAGACAACCACUUCCACCACAGAUUCAUCUUUGUUUGAUCUCUUUUCUGCUAUUCAGACCACAACUGAAAAGUCUACGACAGAAGCUCAAAAGGAUGAUUUACUUAGCAAUAUUAAAAUAGUAGAUGUAUCUUCAUUCUUACCUUCUGGCUUCAAGCCAUCAGAUGAACCCUCGGGUGACAUCACAACAAAGAAAACCCAAGAUAUACCAACUGCAGAUAUUUCUGAAUUCAUACCCUCAGGAUAUAGUUCAAAAGAACCUCGGUAUGAUACUUCAACAACUCUUCCUGAAGUAAAGUCCGUGGAUUCCUCUGCCUUCUUGCCGUCAGGUUAUACACCAUCAGAAGCUCUUACAACUGAGAGCUCAACCAAGAAACUUCCUGAAGUAAAGACAGUAGUGGUAGAUCCUGCCUUCUUGCCUCCAGGUUAUACACCAUCAGAGGCUCUUACAACUGAGAGCUCAACCAAGAAACUUCCUGAAGUAAAGACAGUAGAGGUAGAACCUGCCUUCUUGCCUCCAGGUUAUACACCAUCAGAAGAAUCACCAAUUGAAAAGUCAACCAAAAGAGCUCCUGAAAUAAAGUCUGUUGAUCCCUCUCUCUUCUUACCUCCAGGUUAUACUCCAUCAGAAGAAACAUCACAGAAAAGUCCAAUUAUAGAAACUGUUGAUAUUUCUAAAUUCUUGCCUCCUGGUUUUAAAUUGUAUGAGAAACCCGCUGAAGAGCUUGCUGCAGAGAAGAUUCCUGUGGUAGAAACCAGUGAUAUAUCAAAAUUCUUGCCCCCAGGUUUUAAACUUGAUAAACCCACAGAAGAGACCGCUACAGAGAAAAGUUCAUUGGUGAAAUCAGUUGACAUUUCGAAUUUGUUGCCGGCUGGAUAUACACUACCAUCUGACAGUGUGUCGACAACUGAACAAUCAACCACAAAAGAGCCCACAACGUCAACAACAACAACCACCACCACCACCACCACCACCACACCACCAUCAAGCCCUAGAGGUUUAGUAUUUCCUCGUCGUCCGAAACUUCCAGCCUACCUAACAACAUCAAAGCCUGUGACAUCAACAGCCUCUGGUCCACCACCACUGAAAGUCACAUUCAAGAAUUUAUGGGAGAGCAUAAGAACAACGACCGAGUUUACAGGCUGGAAGACAACUACACAGUCAACGCCAGUUGGUUUUGUUCCUAAAGCUCCAGAGACAUCGUCUAGCAGCACAUCGUCUACCACUACCACCACAACUACUACCACAACCACCUCUACUACCACAACCACUUCUCGGCCCACAACUCCUGGUGUGUGUGGAGCAAAGUGUCGCUUAGCUGCUACACUAAAAAUAGUUGACGGGACUGAAUGGCGUCCUGAGCUGGCCAACAGGGAUACAUUGGAGUGGCAAGAACUAGCUAACACAAUAGAAAUUGAGUUGGAUUCGUUGUAUCGUCGCAGUACACUUGCACCAUGGUAUGAGAGGGUUGAGAUUGAUGCUUUCAACCCUGGCUCAGUUCUGGUAGACUACAUUCUGCACCUGACAGAUAUCGCGACCACCCUCGACACGACUGACCUUAAAGAGAUACUCAACCAGGAGAUGGCUGAGAAUGAAUAUUUUUAUCUUGGCAACUACACAUUGGAUCCCAAGGCAACAGACUUCAUUGUUAUGCAUGAACGAGCACGUAUCCUCCACGAAGAACAGGAUGAUUAUCUGAUUCCUCAGUGGCUCAUUGCUGUUAUUGUCAUUGGACUCGCCUCUCUUCUCUUCAUCCUUAUAUUUGGAAUAACUGUGUAUGUGAACCGCACGUGUUGCAACGUUAUCAAGCCGAACAACGUUCCACUGACCGAAGAGAUGCUCAACGACUGUCCUCUUGUGAAUCGGGCUCGUGUUAAGAAGCGGCAUGAUGUUCCUCUUACUGCUGAAAUGCUCAAUGAGCUCAAUAAGGCUCACUUGGCAGGUGUUGACAAUUAUGCCAUGGAUGGACUGUAUGACAUGGAUGCUAUAUGGAAUGAGAAAAUCAAUGACAGAAGAGCAAUGAAGCCACCAUCCAGCCGUGGGAAAGGAUACAAUCCUAAUUAUAACAUCAACAUUUAUGACUCUUGGCGUACUGACUGGUCUGGUCCCUAUGGUUCCUCUGCUACAUAUGCUAAACGCCGUCCAGACACUAACUUCUGACAUGAGGAUUCUCAAGAGGAAGACAUUGAGGACUUCUAGAUUGGAGCACCUUCUGGAGUCCUGAGGCAGUAUGUACCGAUGAUUUGAGAGUUGCUCUUGAGGCAACAUAUAACCCACAACUUGGUUAGUGAUGACCAAGUGUUUGCUAUUUGCUCUUUAGAACAAUUGAGGCUGAUCUUUCUGAGUCUCAAACUAAUGAGUGACUGCUGGGUGUAUCUACAUAAAUCCUUAGGACCCAGAUCUCAGACAACAUCGUACUGAUGAUGUUGACUGAUGGCCUCCAGUAGGGCUUAAACACAACCUCUGUGCCUCCAUUCAGGAAACAUUUUUAUACAGCUGUUAAGUUUAAAAAAGUCUAUAAUUUUUGAUGACUUGUGGAGAGAGGAUGAUAGUCCUACUAAAUCUAGCAAGCCUUGAUUGAUCGUGUUCACUGCUUUGACUAUAUACCAUGGUUUACCUUCCUGAUCUUGAAACUACAUCAUCCACAUCUAGGUUAUGAUUGUGCAUUUACAAAUUUGUUGAAGCACAAAUUAAAAAAAAAUCCACUCAAGCUUUAAUUCUCCAGCAUUUUUUCAAAUUGUUGCUCUGUGCCUCUUAAUAAUUCGAAGAACUACUUCAUCUCAUUAAAUAAACACUUUCCUGGUACAAAUAUUAAAUUUUGUAUAACCUGUCCUACCCUUGUUAAACUCCUGGCGAACACGGUCUUGUCUCCCUUUGAGAUUCGGCUCUGUUGUAUCUGCACUUUUUGAAGUGAAGAAGUUUUCAGUGGUUAACUUUCUAUAAAAAAAAUAAUUUGAUAAUAGGAUUACCAUUUAUAAAAAAGUCCUUAUAAAUUUUCUAAAAAAUGUGAAUAUCAUGUAAAUAUAAACACUAAUAACCAUACAGUAUUGUACACAUCUGUAUGACUGUACAGUACAUUACUACAGAGCUGAAGUUUUUGUAGUAAAUUCUUUAUGGAAUUUAUAAAGGAUCUAACUUUUAGCUUUACAGUCCUUUUAAAUAAAUGAAACAAAUUACAAGAGCCUAUAAAAAUUGUACAGUAUAUAUUAAAUAGCGGGGUUUUAUAAAUUUUAUAUAAAAUACAGUGCUACAUUUGCAGGUUUUAUUGAAUGAGCUUUAAUUUGUAAUAUUCUGUUAGAUCGUAUGUAUAUAUACAAACCGCAAUGUGGCCAUUCCUGAAGCAAUGAAAUUCGAUUUUCUCAUAAAACAAACUGUUGUUGAACUGUGAUACAUUUUUAAACUAAGACAGUUUAUUUUUUAUUUAAGUCCAUCCCUUCAUUAUGUAAAAUACUAUUCUUACCGGUAGACUAAUGCUGCCAAGGACAGUUGCAAUUUAUAUGUAUGAAUGUAUACUAAAAUAAAUUUGUUAAGGCCUAGAAUUGGCUUGGUUAAUGUCAUUUAUGUUGUGGAAGCAUGCAAGCCAGGUGUCAUUAUGAAGAGCUAAUCAGUUAAGACAAUGGUCACAAGUUCAGUCUUCACUGACCUAUCUUGUUGUUAUUGUAGAGCUACAAAACAGGUGCAUUGUUUCAUUAUUACACUUCAUUAAACAUAAGUCUUGUGUUCCAUUAAGUUCAGAAUAUUAGCAGAUACAUGUCUGCUAGGCAGACGAGACUAGAUUUUGGUACUCCUAUAGCAUUUAGCCAAACACUUCAUGUAUAGAUUACUAAUAAUAUUUAUAAAUGUAAAUUUUUAUAUUUAGUGGCAUUCAUUAUUCAUGUACUGAAUGUUUGUGUAAAUGUGGCAAGAUGUAUGAUGAUAACUGUCUGUGGUUACUCAUUAUUUAAGACAGUGAAUGUUGGCAAGUGAACAACACGGCUCCACAAUAUUUGACCUGUUUUGGUGAACCUGUGGACCAGCUCUUAUUGCUCUCUUGUAUAUAAUAUAAUGCUAUAAUGCCUCUCUAUGAUGUGAUAUGGAUAAGUCAAAACUGUUGCAUAUAUUAUAAAUUUAUAUUUUAUUAAAAAAGGAAAGGAUUUUUCACCUAAUCAACAACUAUUUAUAAUAAACAAUUAAAAUUUAAAAAUAUUGUUUUAUAAUUUCUAUUUAAUAUUAUACUGUUAAUAAAGUACAGUGAGGCUCCAAAAAUCAACAAAGAAAUACAUAUCCCAAAAUAAUAGAGUAAUCAAAAUUUACUGUACAUUAUCCAUAGUCUGGCACUCGGUGUUCUGUUUGUAACCAUGUACUCACCUAGUUGUGCUUGCGGGGGUUGAGCUCUGGCUCUUUGGUCCCGCCUCUCAACUGUCAAUCAACAGUGUGUUUUGUCACUUAUGUGUGCUCAUACGCCAACUCUUGACCCAUUUCCAGAAGUGCUCAAGCAACCACUUGGACUGGUCAGUAGAGCAACAGCCCUGCUUCUUGCAGGGUUGGUGUUCAAUUUCCAGUGGUCUAUGUGAUUACAGUAAUAUUAUAAAAAAGAUUGUUGUGGGGUAAAGCACUCAGCAUUAUAAUUUAUAUCCGAGCAUCUUGUCUGGAGCUAGUAAGAAAGCUUCAUUUUGGACAAAGCCAGCAUCCUAUACCUCUGGUCUUUUCAAUUAUUUUUCAUCUUUGAUCUUAUGUUAAAAUAAUUGACACCCUGUAUUUUCAGAAUGUCUAGUCUGUUUAGACUAGACAUGUCUAGUCUGAGUGGAUGUGUGAAUGUAUUGCUGAAUCCUGUCAGUCUUACAGAAAUUUUGUAUUUACUUGCAUGAAAUACUCUCUUGUUUUAAGAGCAUCAGCGAACAGGAUAUCAUCUAUCGGUAAUUAAAUCUUCAGUUUCAGCUAUGUAAUAAUGUAAUAUGUUGGAUAUGUCAUAAAUGUACUUUUAGGCUACUAACUGGAUAAUUUAGUUGGCAUAUUUUUCCAUCAAUAGUAUGAUAAAUCCUUCAUUAUCUUAGUUAAUUAUUCAGGGUAUUUAACAUGUAGAUAGUAUUUAUACUAUAUAUUUUUUAUGUAUAAGUUACAAAAUAUCUAAAUUUUAUUUUCUGAAAUAGAUGCAUUUAACUAACAUGAAAAAUACACACUGUCCUUUUUGUAUAUUGUGGUGAUAAUCCAAAGACCUAAAAUCCAUCACCUGGCUGAUAUUUUUUGGUUGCCUCUCAGAGCUUUUCAUUUCUGUAGGACUGAUAGUCUGUACAUUUGUAAUAUAGCUGGUUUAUACAUUUUGUACUGCCUGUCAAAUGGGUAGUUUCAUGGGGCCAAGGUUUCUUAAUAAAACACUUAUUAUCUUAA